GUUGGAAAUUUCGUGGAUUCAAUCUGGCAACCUCUGCCCCAGCCCUUGAGUCAGGACUCCCGCUGCUGGCUCUGGCUCGGGUUCCUCGGGAUGGCUCGCGCUGAUGAGAGCUGGAAAGUUUCGGCGUAAAGAGCGCCGCAUCCUGCGCUAUGGCUUCACCCAGCCUGCGUCCUCGGUUAACGCACACAGCUUUACUGCGAAAUGGAAGUUGUUUAAAAUGACUUUCCGUGUGUGAAGAAGACGGCUUAGGUGCACGAGCUUGCUCAGAUUUGAGGAUGCACUGGAAGCGGGUAUUUUGCGCGUUUGGGUCGGCCUUCUUACUCCCAGCUGUACUUCUGACCCUUGUAGAGAGCGCAGAAAGCGAUGUGCUGAGUGAAAUUACAGGUAGCUCUCCUCUCCAGUACGAGAUUGUUCACCCACAGAGAGUGGAUUCAGAUGGAGCUUUUAUCUCGAACCUCGUGUCCUACCGUGUGAGUCGAGUCCGACGGAGGCAGACUGUGGACAGCAUCAAAAGCCUGCCUCAUGUUUUCUACCAUUUACAAUACAAUGGCGAGGACUUGCUUUUCAACCUCACCCUGAACCCAUAUCUGCUAGCUCCUGGUUUUCUUACAGAACGGCGGUGCGGUGGCCUCCAGAGCUCCACGUUACAUUCUCCCGGCAAUUCUCUGUGCUACUUCCUUGGAGAAGUUUGGAGUGAAUCAGCUGCCAAAGGUCAAGCAGCUGUGAGCACCUGUGAUGGCUUGACAGGGCUGUUUAAACUCUCAGAGGAGGAAUUCUUCAUCAGGCCGCUGGAGCAGACACACGGAUCAGAAGCACCACAGGCUCAUGUCAUUUACAAGCGACAUACUACUGAGCACAGCAGCCAGCUGGUGCAGCCUUUAUACGAAGGGAAAACAUCCAACGGGACCUGUGCAGUCAAAGAUGUUCAGGGAAGAGGAAAUCGAGUAGAGAGACAGCGAGAACGCUGGGAGAAACGGCAUCACCGGAGGAGACGGCGCUCCAUCAGCAGGGAGAAAUGGGUGGAGACUCUUGUGGUAGCCGACCCAAAAAUGGUGGAGUACUAUGGCAAGAACGGAGUGGAGAGCUACGUCCUAGCAGUCAUGAACAUUGUUGCAGGGCUGUUUCGGGACCCGAGCAUUGGAAAUGCCAUCAAUAUCGUUGUUGUGCGUCUCAUUCUACUAGAACAAGAUGAGGAAGACUUGAAAAUCACUCACCAUGCAGACAACAGCCUCACCAGCUUCUGCAAAUGGCAAAAGCACUUGAAUAUAAAGGGAGACGAACAUCCAGUCCAUCAUGAUGUAGCUGUUCUACUUACAAGGAAAGACAUUUGCGCUUCUACCAACAAGCCAUGUGAGACGCUGGGGCUCUCUCAUGUGGCGGGAAUGUGUCAACCUCAUCGCAGCUGCAGCAUUAACGAGGACACGGGUCUGCCGCUGGCCUUCACCGUAGCACACGAGCUGGGACAUAACUUCGGGAUUGAACACGAUGGCAACAGCAAUGACUGCGAGCCAAUUGGGAAAAGGCCGUUUGUCAUGUCUCCUCAGCUCCUAUAUGGAACAUCUCCACCCAACUGGUCGCGGUGCAGCCGCCAGUACAUCACACGCUUUCUGGAUCGAGGCUGGGGCUGGUGUCUGGAUGACCCUCCUGGCAGAAACGAGCUGGCCGCUCAGUCUGUGCUACCUGGCGUUCUCUACAGCGCCACCCACCAGUGCCGCCUCCAGUAUGGCUCCAGCUCGCAGCUCUGCGAUGACAUGGACGACGUCUGCAGCACUCUGUGGUGCACUGUGGCCUCCACGUGUCACUCAAAACUGGAUGGAGCAGUGGAUGGCACCAAGUGUGGUGAAAACAAAUGGUGUUUGAACGGCGAUUGUGUACCAGCUGCAUAUCAGCCGGAGAAAGUGAACGGUGGAUGGGAGCCAUGGAGCGAGUGGUCACCCUGCACCAGGACAUGUGGCGCAGGAGUGCAGAACUCGCACAGAGACUGUAUCAAUCCCACCCCAAAGAAUGGAGGGAGAUACUGCCUCGGGGAGCGCCGCAGAUACAAGAUCUGUAACCAGGAGCCAUGCGCUCAAGGCCAACCCAGUUUCAGAUCUAUCCAGUGCAGCAAGUUUAACAGCAUCCCGUAUAAGGGCAAAUUCUUCCAAUGGGUGCACGUCAAUAACCGAAUAAAUCCAUGUGAACUGCACUGCCGCCCAGUGAACGAGUAUUUCUUACAUAAGAUGCUGGAUGCAGUAAUUGAUGGAACCCGGUGCUACGAGGGUAGCCAGAGUCGAGACAUGUGCAUUGAUGGAAUCUGUAAGAGUAUUGGCUGUGAUUAUGAGAUCGACUCCGAUGCAAUUGAGGAUCAUUGUGGAGUUUGUCAUGGCAACGGAUCCACUUGUGAAACCGUGAAGAAGACAUUUGAGGAGAGUGAAGGCCUGGGCUAUGUAGACAUUGGCUUAAUACCAGAAGGAGCACGGGACAUUCGCAUCGAGGAGGUGGCUGAAUCUGGGAACUUUCUGGCUUUACGCAGCAACAACCCAGAAAAGUAUUUUCUGAAUGGUGAUUGGACAAUCCAGUGGACCGGAGAGUACAAGGCAGCAGGGACGGUGUUCAUGUACGAGAGAACAGGCCAGUUGGAGAACCUGACUUCCCCCGGACCAACUAUGGAGCCUGUGUGGAUUCAGCUGCUCUUUCAGGAGACUAACCCAGGCGUGAGGUACCAGUACACCAUCAGUAGAGAUGUGCUGACUGAGUCCAGCAACAGAAGCCCUGUCUCUGAUUUCCAGUGGAAGCGUGGAGCAUGGACCGAGUGCAGUGCCACAUGUGGAACAGGUGUCAAGAGACAGGUUGUGCAUUGUGUCGAGCGGACGUUUGGAAUUGUGGAGAAGCAUUACUGUGACGCGUCCACUCAGCCAGACGAGAAUCGAGUAACCUGCAAUGCUGGAUUAUGCCUGGCCACAUGGUGGACUGGAGAAUGGCAGAAGUGCUCAACAAGCUGUGGGGGAUCAGGCCUGACCAAGAGAACAGUGGUGUGUAUUCGGAGUUUAGGAAUGGAUAAACACGAAGCCCUUCUGCCAUCUGAAUGCCAGCACUUGCCUAGGCCUGAGCCAAUCUCCCACUGCAACACACACAUUUCCUGUCCUGCUGACUGGACUACAGGAAACUGGUCAGAGUGCUCUGUGAGCUGCUCGACUGGCGUGCAGAGACGUGAGGUGACGUGUAGCUGGAACACCAUGGUUGACUGUGAUCCUCGAGCCAAGCCUGCUUCUUUCAAGUCAUGCAACGUUCAAGAUUGCCCCACAAACACGGAAAGUGACUGGUCUGGAAGUGGCUCGUCGAGCAGAGAAGUUUUCAACGAGAUAAAGCCGAUACUUAAACACAACCACUUACCAAAAACAGCCAAGGAAACAACAAAAGUUCAGCCACGAGGAGGUGAUACUCUCAACAGCAUAAUCGAGGGCGACUUCUCGAUUCACAAUCGAAUUGAAACGGACAAGUCAAUCAAAAACCACGUUGUAGUGGAUGACUUUUACUAUGAUUACAACUUCAUAAAGUUUCACGAGGAUCUCUCAUAUGAUUUCGACGGGGCAUCAGAUUACUCAGGAAUUCAUUUGAAGCAGGAACCCAAACCCAGUCUUAACACAGUUUACAGGGAAGGAGCAAAUCCUUCCACAGCUACCUCAUUUGCAAGCCAUACUAUGGUCCCACCAACUGGCUCCACUUCCGAGAGUCCUCGUUUUGAUCAACCGGAUGAGAGCGUCUCAGAAGAAGAUCUAGUUCUUUCAGAGGACUACUUGCUACCUGUUGGUACAACAGCCAAGCCACGCUCUACCAUCACCCGAUUCUCUCAGAAAUGGAAGGACUUAGAGGUCCCAACUCAGGACUUUGACACAAUACGGAGCCUGUUACCAAUGGAUGAGGUACCAGCUGAGGGAAUACUAACAUCAGAUGAUGCCAUAUCAAACAUUACUACAAGAUCUGAGCCUGAUAAUGAUUAUUACAGAGAGAUUCAGACAGACAAUAAUGCAACUGAGAUGCCUGGAAGUCAAAAAUACAAUAAGGGUGUGACAAAAAGUGAUGGAGAGGGUGAGGACUUGCUUGGUCAAGGGGGUACAAACCAACAGGAAGAGCCAACAUGGCAAGAUCUCCAUGCUCAUGAGGAUACAUAUAAAUGGAAUAUGGUUCAGACUAUGUUACCACUAAGUACAACCGUGGAACCAUUGACUUCCCGAUUGAAUGUUGACAUUGGUACAAAGGUUGAAACGCCCAUGGAACCAGGUUCAGACCUAGUGUACAGGAGGAUCACAACUCCGGCCCCUUUGCUUGCCUGGACAGAGAUCAGUUACAAUAAGUUCACUGCUCCUUCAUUGCCAUGGUUCAAAGAAUACACAUCCAUUGUUCCCUCAGCGUAUCCAUCUCAGGGUCCUAACAGUCAGCCUCAAGCCACCACUGAGCCUUUUAUAGUCCCCCUUCUCCCAUCUGCCUCAAAUGCCUUCUGGAUCACCAGCAACUGGAGCUCUUGUUCCACUAGCUGUGGGCUUGGCGCCAUUUGGAGGUCGGUGCACUGUAGCACCGGGAAUGACUCUGACUGUGAUAUGGCGAAGAGGCCAUUACCGGCACGACGCUGCCACCUCAGGCCAUGUGCCAUAUGGAAGGCAGGAGAGUGGAGCAAGUGCUCGAAGAACUGUGGAGGAGGCUUGAAGGUGCGAGAGAUCCAGUGUUACGACAUGCGGGAUCAGAGGCCACUGAGGCCUUUCCACUGCCAGGCCACUUCUCUGAGACCUCUCACCCACCUGUCCUGCAACAUCCAGCUCUGUCUAGACUGGUACACCUCCUCAUGGGGACAGUGUUCAGAGCUGUGUGGUGGAGGAGAGCAGCAGAGAAUGGUCACGUGUCCUGAAGAAGGGAAUUGUGAUGAGGCACAGAAGCCCAGCUCAAUUCAGCAAUGCAACACCCAGCCCUGUGCACAGUGGGUCACCGGCUCCUGGGGUCAGUGCUCAGUGUCCUGCGGUGGAGGCGUACAGCACCGUCUGGUCAAGUGUGUGAACACAAAGGCAGAGGAGGAAGAGGAGAAGGACAAGGAAGCCCAGUGUGAUCAUGAGCCCUGGCCAGAGAACACCCGCCAGUGUAACCUUCAGGACUGCGAUAGCGCCUCGUCUGGUGAGGAGUGUUUACGCGAUCGUCUGACGUUCCGCUUCUGCCAGAAGCUCCAGUGGAUCGGCCAAUGUCACCAACCUACUGUUCGAUCGCAGUGCUGCAAAACCUGUGAGCAUGGAGGCCGUGGUAAUGAGCGAGCCACCCGCCGCUGAGACAGGAGGAGGAUCUGGGAGAACUUUUUUACACCUGGGGAAUAUUGACUUUCUUUUUAGAAAAACACACACACACACACACACACACACACACUCCUACACACACCGAAUCUUGGACAAGCCUUGACCAAAGCUUUGUUUCCUCUGACCUGCAGAAUCCUUCUGACGUACCAAGGCUUUAUCCUUGAUUCUGUAGCAGUAAAUCAAGACUACGUAGAUGUUGUAGCACUUGUCUGAGUUUUUAGCAUUAAUGAAGCACCUCAGAUGAAUAACAGUGUUUAGUAGCAUUGAUUAACUAAUUCUAGACAUUAAAAUUCACAUUAGCAUAUUGAAAACCUUCAUAGACAGCAGACAUGGAGGAUUUCACAUACCACCGGGAUACUGAGUAAAGAUAAGGAAGUGCCGAAUUUGCAUCGUCAUCUAUCCUGUAGCAAUAAUUCACUCGUUCUUCGAUCUUUUUAGAUUAAUUCAUCUUUAUUUUCAGUUCAACAUACAUAACCCAAGCAAUAGCAAGUAAUUAUGCCAUUUUUUCCCACCAUCUUAUUGUUUUUUUACUCAUAAACUUACAAUAAGGACAUUCAUGAAUUUCUGUCUAGCAUUCUAGAUAAGCAUGUAGUUCUGUUUUAUUAAACUUCUUUCUUAUAAGAUGAGCUGCAAGCUCAAACAAUGCUUUCUACUGAUCGCAGCUAUUAUCUAAUCAAUGUAUAAACCUAGAGGAAGUGUAAAGAAAAAGUGCUGCCGAAAAAACGACUGGUGCUAUGGGCCGCUUCAUGGCCCAAACUCAAAUCAGGGGGUUUGUGGGCCGGCGUCUUCGUCUACUUGAAAAAAAAGGAUCUGAUAUGACUGUGUGUUAAAAAGCAUUCAGUUUUACAUUGGUACUAAAUAUCAAUUGGGAAAAUGAUGCCUAUGCGAAUUGUAUGUCAUUGCAUUGUUUUGGGAAAUUAGUUCUAAAUGUUAAAAGAGCAUUAGUGUGUUUUUGGUCUUGAAAGUCACAUUUGUGAAAUUUGCAAUCCUCAGGUGAAUUUAUCCAUCCUUGCAUCCAUCUUCUAUAGCACUUAUCCUACAGGGUUGCAGGGAACCUGGAGCCUAUCCCAGGGAGCAUUGGGCAGGGUGCCAAUCCAUCAUUGCAGGGCACACUCACAUUCACACACCCACUCAUACACUGAUUGGACAUGCCAAUCAGCCUACCAAUGUCCAACGUCUUUGGACUGGGGGAGGAAACCGGAGUGCCCAGACGAAACCCCCGUGCUUCGGGGGUUUCGUCCGGGUACACGCAAACUCCGCAGCAGCAGGAAUGGAACCCCCAACCCAGGAGGUGUGAGGCGAUCGUGCAAACCACUAAGCCAUAGUGUGCCCAGGUGAAUUUAUCAUCCCACUUUUUUACAUUGCAGUAUUAUUUAUGUAUUGUAUAGUAUGCAUCAGUUAGAUAGGAAAGCUUGACAUUAUCUCACCACGUACAAGCCUAUUUCAAAACAAUUUAAUCUUUAAGGCAAGACACUACAGGUAGAAAUGAACGUUUCGGUCAUGCCAAACAUUUUCCAGAUUUCUGAGUAAAUUGUAUAAAAUGUUCACUCUUAUACUGUAGUAAUACAAAUGUCAAAACAACCGAAAAAUGUUUAUUUCACUGUUUCAGUCCACUCCACCAUGUCUGAUCGGAAACUUAUCUGCCUUACCUUAACAAAGGCCUUAAGCUCCACCCACUCCACAAUUACGUUGUCAUAUAUCCUAGAAAAGCUUGUUUCCUCAUAUGUCAAUUGAGGAUAUUAACCUUAGGAAAUCACACUUGUUUGUGUGCAAAUACAUGAAAUCACAUUUAUUUAUUAAUGUCUUUCCCCUCGAAAUAUAUAUUUUUUUUUUCCUAUAUUCAGAACCAAAAAUAACUCGCAUUCAUGAAAAUGUACUUGUUCCCCUAAUUAAAAACUUAUUAUAGAGGAUUUUCCCCUGAUGUUCAUAACUGUUGGAUUUUGUAAGUGAUUUAUAUGUAAUUUUAUACUGAAAAAGACAUUAAAGAAACAAUUUUAAAUCAAUACAUUGUACCUUUUUUUUUAUAAUAACAAAUAAAUGAUUUUACAACAAAUGUUAUGUAAAAGCCCCACUGAAGAGUGUGUUCAUAAUGAAAUGAACGUUUUAAUAUUAACAUCAUCCAAAGACAAGAUUUUGGGUUUUAUAAACUAUGCAAAUGUAUAUGUGUAUUUAAUUAGAUUGAGCCUCAUUUUCAUAAAUACAUGCAAAGUGUUGAAUAUAAUCUAAUACAAAAUAGAAAAAAAAAUACUCGUAAGACUCUCAGCAUGAAACUACAUCUAUUGUUUGUAAUAAUAAUCAUCAUCAUAUUAAUAAUAAUAAUAAUAAUAAUAAUAAUAAUAAUAAUAAUGAUGAUAAUAAUAAUAAUACUUAUGAACCAUUCAUCUGUAGUGUCUUGCCUUUGUGGUAAUUUUAUGGUAAUUAUGGUGUUUUUUCAUUAUUAUUAUAUUGUAUUUGCAGCACUCACACAUCUGAUGCUAUUCACAGAGGCUGCAAUAAGCUUUUUUUUUUUUUGUCUUUGAUCCUUAUGUCUGUUGGGAUUGUGUUUUGUUUGUUUGUUUGUUUGUUUUUCCUCUCAGCUUUUAAUCAUCAUUAUGCUUGAUGCAUAAUUACCACACAUUUGCUAAGAUUUAGUUGUACUCUUCUGGGAGUCUUUGAGACCAGAACUUGUCAUAACCAGUGAGAACAAUUAACACACACACACACACACACAAAAAUUAUACAUGUAUACACCAAAGAACUGUCUUGAAUACUAUCUACAAUUGAUCAUUAUAGCUCUGCUUUAUUGUAGUAUUUUUUUAUAUCUUUAAAUUGGAACGUGUCAUGGUAUAGUUCACAUUUUUUGCGUGAUAUUUUCAUGCGAUCUCAUGGCCUUAUCAGCUUCAAAGUGUUUUUGCUCAUGCUGUUCCAGACCUCAGAUCCCCUAAAGAGAGAAGUCUGGCCUUAAGGAAAAAACACUAAUGAUGUUUCCUUUAGAGAUAGAACUGCUCAGUGCUGUGACUUACAUCUCAGCUUAUGUUAUGCUCAUGAAUUUGAAUCAACAUGUACUGAAGUAAGAUAUAUUCAUCUUGGACUUGUAUUAUUGGCAUCGGGAUAUAACGUGUUUUUUUUUUAUUAUUAUUAUUAUUAUUAUUAUUAUUAUUAUUUUUAAAUCUGGUUAUUAAAGAACCUACCUGGUUAAUAAAUGUCGUAAAACUGACCUUUAAAUGAUGCAAAUCUUUCCUUUUUUCUUGAUACACGUUAGAUGUUGUAUUUUGACCAUUUUGCCAUCUUCCGUUUUCUUUUUAUUUGGAGGUGGUACAAAGACUCAUGACUCCUUUUGUUUCUUUUUGUGCAUUUUGAGCCAAAAAUUUUUGAUUUAACAGUUAAUAAAAUCAACAACUUUGGAACUUUA
Ictalurus punctatus (channel catfish) is the source of this 8706-nucleotide messenger RNA. RefSeq names its product A disintegrin and metalloproteinase with thrombospondin motifs 7. The transcript is spliced from 24 exons. Bases 276 to 5291 code for a protein of 1671 amino acids. The record is from RefSeq and is a predicted model, not a curated record. Gene Ontology annotation, biological process: proteolysis; extracellular matrix organization. NCBI's taxonomy places the organism in Eukaryota, Metazoa, Chordata, Actinopteri, Siluriformes, Ictaluridae. Gene Ontology annotation, molecular function: metalloendopeptidase activity. Gene Ontology annotation, cellular component: extracellular matrix.